AAACGGAAAAUGACCUGUGUGCCUUUAAAGGGAAGAGAAAUAUCUGUAGCAAUAAGUUGAAACGACGCAGAUUUAAAUUCGGGAAAUUCGGUCAUGUUUGACACAACCAUAUCUUUUUGACGUAACAGAAAACUUGCCACCAUGGACUACGACACAGUUGUUCUCGACAUUGAAGGCACCAUUACUCCCAUUACAUUUGUCAAAGAUACACUGGUAUUUUUUUUUCUCUCGCGUUCUUCACUUACCGGCAAAAGAUUAGACGCGUUCCUCGAUCGUAACUGGGGAUCCACUGAUCUCGAAUCAUAUGUUGAACUGUUGAGAGAGCAGGCUCAAAAAGAUGUUGGUGGUGGUGAAGCCGAAGCUGUUGUCAUUCCUAAAGAAGGAAAGCCGGAAGAGAUCAAAGCAGCUAUCAAGAAAAAUAUUGAAUGGCAAAUGGCAGCUGAUCGCAAGAAUGGCGCCCUCAAGGCAUUCCAGGGAUUCAUGUGGAAGGAUGGAUACAGUACGGGUGAACUCUGUGGCGAGAUCUAUGCGGAUGUUGUCCCUCUUUUAGAUCAGUGGCGAGCAGCUGGCAAGCCUAUUUACAUCUAUUCAUCCGGCAGCGUACCUGCACAAAAACUCAUUGUUGGGUAUUCUGACAAAGGCGAUCUAUCCAAGUACUUUUCAGGAUACUUCGAUACUGCUAUUGGAUUGAAGGUGGAAGCUGCUUCGUACGAAAAGAUUGCACAAGAAAUUGGCAAGGAUCCAUCACGCAUUCUGUUUGUGAGCGAUAAUAUCAAAGAAAUCCAGGCAGCAAAACAAGCAAAGUAUCAGGCGGUGAUCUCGGAGCGACCGGGGAAUGCGCCUCUUGGUCCCGAAAGCAAAGACUUCAAGAUUGUUACCUCAUUUGAACAACUAUCUCAGUAAAAGUGCGCUAUGCCAAAAGUUAUCUGUUUUACAGUCAAUCGUUGUUG
Messenger RNA from Zychaea mexicana, 950 nucleotides. Its product is annotated as 2,3-diketo-5-methylthio-1-phosphopentane phosphatase. Gene Ontology annotation, molecular function: magnesium ion binding; acireductone synthase activity. The record is from RefSeq and is a predicted model, not a curated record. Lineage: Eukaryota; Fungi; Mucoromycota; Mucoromycetes; Mucorales; Lichtheimiaceae. Bases 142 to 903 code for a protein of 253 amino acids. The transcript is spliced from 8 exons.